This is a messenger RNA of Gavialis gangeticus (Gharial), 1355 nucleotides long. RefSeq names its product myogenic factor 5 (gene MYF5). Lineage: Eukaryota; Metazoa; Chordata; Crocodylia; Gavialidae. The transcript is spliced from 3 exons. Gene Ontology annotation, molecular function: DNA-binding transcription factor activity, RNA polymerase II-specific; protein dimerization activity; RNA polymerase II cis-regulatory region sequence-specific DNA binding. Gene Ontology annotation, biological process: positive regulation of myoblast differentiation; regulation of transcription by RNA polymerase II; muscle organ development. The record is from RefSeq and is a predicted model, not a curated record. The coding region runs from base 606 to 1355 and encodes 249 amino acids.
UUUUUUUUUUACAGCUGUGUUUGUCAAAUCACUGAAUCAAGGGGCAAUGCGUGUCCCAGGGCAAGAUCACAAGCGGCUUCCAGCUGGAAGCACCGGCUGCCUUGUAAAACGGGCUAAAGCCAUUCCCCAUGUGUUACAGGGCCGGGGGCGCUGCCCUGACUUCUCCCCGGGGCAGCACGGAGGAGGAAUCAAACGGGGAGUGGAUGACGGGCGGGUGGUUUUAACCCUCUUUUUACACAAAAUUGUACAUCUCCGCGAUUUCGAUUCGCCCCCCCCCCAACCUUAUGUUUGUUUUUUUAACCCGUCCAUCUUGUAUUUCUUUUUUUAAAGCCAGGUUUCUGGGGUGCGACGAGCGGCUCGGCCGGCGCGGGGUGGAGGAGCUGUCUCCCGGGGAGACGUGUGCGUGCGCGCGGAGGGGGCUUGCCCAGGCAGCCCCAGGAGGGGAUGCGAUGGGACGUGCUAGCCGAGCGGACCAGCCCCCCAGAACCGCUGUAUAUAAGGAGCCAGAGGACACAGCCUCCGGCCACUAAUAACCGCCCGGGGGAAGCGAGGGUGGGUGCCCCCCAGGCCGCACUCCCCAGCCCUCUUUCUCCCCCGCUGCUAGGAUGGAGGUGAUGGACGCCUGCCAGUUCUCUCCAUCCGAGUUCUUCUACGACAGCUCCUGCCUCUCCUCCCCGGAGCGGGGCUUGGCCGAGGGCCUGGAGCACCGCGUGUCCCCCUCGGGAGCCCGCGCACGAGCCCCGCCGGGCUCCGAUGAGGACGAGCACGUCCGAGCCCCCACGGGCCACCACCAAGCCGGCCACUGCCUCCUGUGGGCUUGCAAAGCCUGCAAAAGGAAGUCCACGACCACGGACAGGAGGAAGGCCGCCACCAUGAGGGAGAGGAGGCGGCUGAAGAAAGUCAACCAGGCUUUCGAGACCCUCAAGAGGUGCACGACGGCCAACCCCAACCAGCGCCUGCCCAAGGUGGAGAUCCUGCGCAACGCCAUCCGCUACAUCGAGAGCCUCCAGGACCUGCUGCGGGAGCAGGUCCACAGCUACUACGGCCGCUCCGAGCCCGCCAGCCCCGCGUCCCCCUGCUCGGACGGCAUGAAUGAGCUGAUGUGCUCACUCUAUUUCCUUCCUGAGACAUGGUCUUCCUACAAACAACAACUGGCUGUUGCAGAGCAGAGGAUGAGGAGUAUAUGUGCACAGAGUCUGGUUCCCAUCAAAAUGAGUCAAGUUGCAAUUUGUGAAGCCCCAGGCAUACAAGGGACACAAUCUAAAACCCCUGAUGACCAGGAGAGCAACCAGUAUGAAAAGCUAUACCAGAGACAUUGCUACCAUUCUAUGUCUAAUGCAAGCCCAGGCCUUUGA